AUGUUACCCCGCCGCUUUGUUUUCUUCUUCAGCACCGGCGGCGGAGCGCGUGGCUGCGGUCUCUGCAGGGUCCAAAAGCCCGUCCGACGCGGGUGGCCGGAGAGAGAGAGGCUGCCGGGGGCAGCAGCGCCCGACCGGCCCAGGCUCCUGACAGGGGAGCGCGGGGGGCAGCAGCCGCCGCCGCAGCCGCAGCCGCCGGGGCGUUUCCUGAGCAGCUCUGCGGGGCUUGUGUCUUCAUCCCCCGGCAGCGCCGACGAGGAGCCCCGCAGCUUUCCCGAAGCGCUCCUGGGCUUGUGUCAGAGGAGGCGCUUCCUGCGAGGAGCCGAAGGUCCCCAGAAGCUCACCUGGGACUCUCACCUGAGCGGGGAGCACCCGGGCUUGGGGCCUCUGGGGGUCGAGCUGAGGAAGAACCUCGCCGCCCGGUGGUGGGAGUCCGUGGUCGCGUCCAGGGAGCAAGUGCUGGGGGUGGAUGGCCCGCUCUGCCGCUCUCCCCUUGCGGGCCAAGUGCCGCCCGCGGAAGCUCUCCUUGCGCUGCGCUCGAGAGGCGUUCGGGAAAUGUUGGAGAAUGACCAGUUAAGCAAAGAGCAGGUGUUGGCCUCUCUGAGGAAGAUGCUGGAGGCGUCUGGGGUGCUGCGGGACAACCUCCUUCACGGUGCCUUACAGCAAUACAUUGAAUGCCUGGAACUGGUCAACAAGAGAUUGCCUUUUGGGGUUGCUCAGAUAGGAGUAUGUUUCCAUCCAGUAAGAAAUAAUGAAAAUGAGAAUUGCAUGAGAACAGGUGAAAGCACGAUGACUUCCCUAGUGUGGUACAGCUCUGCUAGAACUGCUGGACAGUGGCUGGACUACUGGUUACGUCAGCGUCUCCAGUGGUGGAGAAAGUUUGCAAUAAGCCCAUCCAGCUUCACCAGUAGUGAUCAUCAUGAUGAAGAAGGAAGAAGAAGCAGCAAUCUCCAUUAUAACUUUCCUUGGGGGAAGGAAGUCAUAGAAACUCUGAGCAAUCUAGGUGAUAAUGACCUGCUACAAAUGUAUGCAGGAAAAGAAUCCAGUUUGCAUGGUCGAGAUGGGAGGAAGAACGUUGUUCCUCAUAUCCUGUCUGUGAGCGGCAAUCUGGACUGUGGAGUGUUAGCAUAUCUCUGUGAUGGUAUGCAGUUGGCUGAAAAUGCUUCAACAAGGAAGAAAGCUCUGCAGAGAAAGGUACUUAAACUUCACCCAUGUUUGACGCCAAUCAAAGUAGCUUUGGAUGUGGGAAGAGGCCCUACAAUCGAGCUGAGGCAGGUGUGCAAGGGAUUGUUCAGUGAAUUGUUAGAAAAUGGGAUUUCUGUUUGGCCUGGAUAUCUCGAAACCGUGCAGUCGUCACUGGAGCAGCUUUUUGCAAAGUAUGAUGAAAUGAGUAUCCUCUUCACAAUCCUUGUCAGUGAUACCACACUAGAGAAUGGUGUGGUCCAGCUAAGGAACAGGGACACCACAAUGAAAGAAAUGAUGCAUAUAUCCCGAUUAAAGGACUUCUUAACCAAGUACAUUUCAGCAGCUAAAAACAUCUGAGCUUACAAUAAAGACAAAUUCUCUUCUUCCUGA
Molecule: messenger RNA, 1575 nt
Organism: Lacerta agilis (Sand lizard)
Lineage: Eukaryota; Metazoa; Chordata; Lepidosauria; Squamata; Lacertidae
Gene: POLG2
Product: DNA polymerase gamma 2, accessory subunit
Exons: 8
Coding region: 1-1542 (513 amino acids)
Biological process (GO): mitochondrial DNA replication
Cellular component (GO): cytoplasm; mitochondrion
Source: RefSeq, a predicted model, not a curated record